AAUAUUUAUAGAAUAUCGACGCAGGAACAAGGUAACGUUGAGAAGGCUCGGAUUACAAUAAACACGUUGAUUGCAAGUUUAUGAGAAAUACGUGAGGACUUUUUAAAUGGCCUGACAACAGCUAAUGAAAAUGUAACAAGAUUAACAGAAAAUUGAUAAGAAAGCAUCGUGUAUCCUGUAUCCCUUGGCAAGCCGCAAGGGUAACUUUUCUUGUUCGUAUCGAUCGACGCCUGUGCAGUAUGCGACCUCGACAUGACCGUCGACCAUAGUCCAGGGGAAGUAAUCAUUGUUCGAUCUUCUUUCGUUUCGGACCAGUUUGUGCUAUUCUGAACUGCGAUUUCAUUUUCGUAGAAUUCAUACGUACCUCAGUGCUGAAAUUUGCCCCUGAAAAAUCCAGGAAGGAGGGAAAGAACUGGGAGAAAAAGGAACAACAUCCGGAGCUGUAACACGGUCUUAUAUCAAAGAUUAUUGGUGAGGAACAAAAGGAUAUAAAUAAUGAUAUAGUGUAAUGUGUUAAGAUACAAAAAGACUCAUAACAGAAUACGAUGAUUAUCAGAUAUUGUUCAAGUAAUUGGUUAUUGUACCAAUUACAAUUGAUGCCCGUGGUAGUGGCAUUGAACUUCAAGAAAUAAAGGAAACCAUCAAGAGAUAUAAACAAGAUGAGGCGUAAGCACAUGAUUACUGACUUUUCUACAAAGUAAACUGAACUUAAUUAGUUAAUACUCAUGUUUUCGAAAUUGGAACGUGAUGAAUAAAUUGUAGAUAUUUCUUAACCCUAGAAGGACAGUUACAAAAGACUUUGGGGGAGAAAACAAACUUUUUUCACGUCUUGUAUUUUUUAAGAUUUUUAUAAACGUUACACAAUUUUUUGCAAGCAACCCCUAACUUCUCUGUCGUCUUUGUAGGGUUAAGUUGUCGAUUUUUUGUACCAAAACACAUUAAAAAUUUUAUUACCAGUUUACGAUUUGUGACUUAUUACAUCUGAAAAAAUCGUAGAGUGGUAAAAGGAUUAUUUUGGUACAGAGAAUUUGAGACACUCUAUAUGUUCUGAAAUGUUUAACGCCUUAACUGCAGAGCAAUAUUGGCUAAAGUAGUCUUGAUGUAGCUAAUUAAGAUUCGCAUCAGCGAAAAACAAGAAAUAAAGAAGUUAAGAACUUUAGUAAUGAACUGUUGUAUUAAUUUGCAAGCUGAUAGAAUAGCUGAUUCCGCUAAUGUUAACCGGAAGUUACGAAAGAUUCGCUGAUAUUGAAAUACAAAUUAUCACAUUGAGGUAAUGGUGAUUCUAAAAUAAUGGAAACGAUAAUGUACGAUUUUUCAUAGUUUGUGGGAAAAGCAUAGAUAACUGAAGCAUUGAAAAGGUACGAAAAUGUCUGACGGCAAAACAAAACCGGUAUCGCCAAUACCGUCGGUCGCUUCUACGCAGUGUUGUAAUAACUUAACCGAUACGCAGUGCCCAGGCCUCCAAGUGACAUCACGAAUGUUGCGAUCGCCGAGUCACGAGAGCGUCACAACAGAUCUCUCUCUUUUUAGCGUAUCCUCGAUAGCGAGUGAAUUACGAGGAGUAAAUAGACUCGUUACUUUCAAAUCGUACACCGACGUACAUCUCGCCGGGCGUGGUCCAUCACCGAAACCAAACUCACGUCAGAUUCAAGCCAAUAGGCCAGCAGACAUACCUGAAAUUCUCUGGUUCGAAGAAGAGAACGAACUAAUCAGAAGUUGCGGGGUGCUCUCUUCGGCACUUGGUCUGCGCAAAAGUUUUAGCACAAGCGAUGUAUCUCAAUUACCAAGUCCUGACGCGUCAGGUCCGAAUGCGCUGCGUUCAGCAAUGUCCGCCCUGGCCCUCGACACUGCUCAAAGAAACACAUUGCUCUUGGAACACGCACGACUUGACCAUACUUCAAGAUCAUGUAGCACAUGGGUCGCUAUCGGUGAGCCGGUAGCCAACACCUCGCAGCUUCCUAGCCCUCACGGAGGUGCUGCCCAGGAACAGAAUCAACCGUCAACGUCUCGGUCGGUACCACAACCACCCCCCGCACCGCCUCCUCCGGUGCCGUUUACUGGGGCCGAUUUUGUCAGGUCGGUGAAUAAGAAGGUCCGCCAGAAUUAUAUACGUCGAAGGUUACUAACAACAUAUCGUGCUUUAGAGCGACUCUCUCAAAGCGAAUUCAAUUUAGACCAAUUAGAAGUUGUAGCAAGUGCAGCACAAACAACUUCUGGAACUACUUUAUUGGUCCCCGGAGCAACAGCGACUACCGGAGCUACUUUACCAGGACGAAAGGAACGUAAUCACGCGUUGACCAUUAAAGAUGUCGAAAGAGAACGAGGAAAUCAAUUAUCAAAAUAUGAAAGAAAUAUGAUGAUUUUUAAUUGGUUACAUACUCUUGAUGAUACUGCUGUUGUUGACAGCGUAGAAUAAAUUAUAUAAAAGAAUAAUUAUAAGUAAUAUUCAUUAACCGUUUCGCUACGUUUAUAUUUAACCGUCCAUUAUCAGAUUUGAGUAAAUGUUGACUCUAUCGCAACAUAGAUCCGGUAAUGCACCGAUGCAGAAGUGGAAAGAGGAAGGAGUCUUCCACGAACCUAAGGAGAUGCCUAGGGAAAAUGCAAGAUAACUAGAGAGAAUUAAAAAUAUGAAGAAGGAUCAAGGGAGAGUACAUAUGCUAACAUAACACCUGUUCCUGUAGAUAAAAAAUGUGGAUAAGGCGAGUGGUGUGACAUUCCUUCUUCUUAACUAACCUUCGACGAAGGAAAGCCUAAGUUAUACGAGACUGUCGAAAAUCUCUUAUUUCGACAGUAAUGAAAAUCAACAUCCAGUUAAACCGUUCCUGAAUAAAAAAUUUGUUAGCUUUUUGUAAAACAAAUUUAGAAAUAGUUUUAAUAUACAAUAUAUAACAGUUUCUAUCAUUGUUUGCCUAUAAGAGUUUCAUAAAAACUAAUUAUACACAUAAUUUUAUCUGUGAUGUUUUUAACUUCUUCUACUUCAACCUGUGUAAAAGAAAUAUUUAAAUCAGCUUGAUGCAAAGUUGGUUUAAUAACAUCCUAUCGACGUACUUGUUUCAAACAAUAUAGCCAUAUUUAUUGAAAUUUAAAAAUUAUAUGGCCUUCAAGAAAGAAUUCACAAACUUAGUUUAUAAUUUUCAAUAGUACAAAAUCUAUUUUUAAAAUAUAAAAUAUUAUUAUAAUAGGUCAAUUCUUUUGGAUUAAAAGAAAAGAAUGAAUAGCUUCCAAAAUAAAAGUUCAAAGGUCUGAAACUCGGAAUACGAUGACUUAACCCUUUCCUUCCCCUAAUUUCACUAAUGAAUUAAAGCAGACUUAGUAAUUUAAAUAAUAUUAAUUUUUUAUUCAUGAUGUACUGUUACAUGUGCUUAAAUGCUACAAUAUGGAAAUUAAAAAUUAAAUGUAAAAAAUGAUAUUGAAUUAACUAUCUUUUACAACUAUUUCUUUCUAAUUUAUAUAAUCUAAAUAAAAUAUUUU
Megachile rotundata (alfalfa leafcutting bee) is the source of this 3471-nucleotide messenger RNA. RefSeq lists its product as uncharacterized. Lineage: Eukaryota; Metazoa; Arthropoda; Insecta; Hymenoptera; Megachilidae. The record is from RefSeq and is a predicted model, not a curated record.